AAUUCACCGAUUCCGGGUUAUCAGCAAAUAUUUUCCAUUUAUUUCGACGGAAAAUCAAAUCUCGAUUUUUUGAAUUCUUCGGGUUCUGAUUUUGGCCGAUCAAGCGUAAUUUAUCGUCAGUUCAACGUUAUGAAAAUAGUUCAUUAAAUUGUGCACCGAAUACUGAUACGGCAAUCUGAUGACAACCCUCUCGACACUUCGUAAUUUCAAAAGUAUUUUCAGCUUGAAUGCUUCACGAUGUUUUCGUACACUUAGUAAUAAUCAUAACAGGCAAAACCCGAGUAUUAAAUAUCUUCUUAAAAAUGCUCCGUUAAAACUCAAUUAUUCACCUAUUCGAAAUAAGUACACCGAUAAGCAAAUUCAUACAGCUAAAACAUGGUGUUAUUAUUUCAUCGCAUUGACCGUUUGCAUUACUGGCUUGGGAUUUGCUUCCGUUCCUCUAUUCAGUGCUUAUUGUCAGGUUAGUAAUUAUGCUGGCACCGUAAACAUUGAUUUUAAAAGGGAUAAAACUAAAAAUUUGCAAAGAGUUGAAGAUCGCGAGCUGACCAUCUUAUUCAAUGCCGAUAAGAGCUCUUUACUACAGUGGAAUUUUCAACCGUUGCAAUCUGAAGUCAAAGUUGCUCCCGGUGAAACCGUUUUGGCGUUUUAUUCAGCGCAGAACCCAACCGAUAAUGCGAUCAGUGGAAUCAGCACGUAUAAUGUUGUACCUUACGAAGCGGGUCAAUAUUUCAAUAAAAUUCAGUGUUUUUGUUUCGACGAGCAGCAACUCAAUCCUCACGAACAAGUCGAUAUGCCCGUGUUUUUCUACAUAGAUCCGGAAAUAGUUAAAGAUCCUGUUAUGCAAAACGUCGAUACUAUCACAUUAUCGUAUACUUUCUUCGAAGCCUUGGAAGGACUCGAUUUACCAUUUGUAGAAAAAGAAAAAUUGUAGCUUAUUAUUCACCAGUAAAUGUUUGUUUUGUUUUUAA
Messenger RNA from Planococcus citri (citrus mealybug), 968 nucleotides. It is a transcript of the gene Cox11, whose product is annotated as cytochrome c oxidase assembly protein ctaG. Gene Ontology annotation, cellular component: mitochondrial inner membrane. The record is from RefSeq and is a predicted model, not a curated record. The transcript is spliced from 4 exons. Gene Ontology annotation, molecular function: copper ion binding. The coding region runs from base 179 to 931 and encodes 250 amino acids. Lineage: Eukaryota; Metazoa; Arthropoda; Insecta; Hemiptera; Pseudococcidae.